UUCAAAAUCAUCCAACCAAGCAAUCAAGUCAUCACCAAGCCAUCACCAUUUUAUAACCAAACCUUAUCCCAAGUUUAAAAACACCCACAAUGCCUGCUCCAGCUGAGGUCCAAGCCGCCACCAUCGAUAAGUUCAUUGAGGGAUGGGGCACAAACAACCCCGAAGCGUGGGUUGAACUAUGGACUGAUGACUGCACCAACAAGAUCCUGCCUUUCUCACUCAAUGCGCCACCCAUGAGCAAGGACACUGUUGUUUCGAAGGCUCUUCCCAAGCUUUUUGGGAACCUCACCAACUGGAAGUUGCAAGUUUACGACAUCGUUCACGAUACCAAGAAGAGCAAGGCUGCCAUCUACGCAACUUCCAAAGCUGACACUCCCUUCGGCGACUUUAAGUGGGCCAACGAAUAUGCGGCUUUCGUCACCUUGACUGAAGACGGAAAACAGAUUAGCAAGAUUGAGGAGAUGGUCGACACCGCCUUCUUUGCUGAGAUGGAUCGACAAGGUGCUGCCCAUGCUGCCGCCGCAGCUGCAGCCGCUAACCCUACCACUACUGUUUCUGCCUAGACAACUAAGUGCACAUCAUUGAUAGAAACAUCUAAAUGGCGAGUGGACUCUCUUAAGCAUAUAAGACCAUUCAAUCUAAAAUAGUUCGAUGGUUC
This is a messenger RNA of Trichoderma asperellum CBS 433.97, 658 nucleotides long. RefSeq lists its product as uncharacterized. NCBI's taxonomy places the organism in Eukaryota, Fungi, Ascomycota, Sordariomycetes, Hypocreales, Hypocreaceae. The record is from RefSeq and is a predicted model, not a curated record.